UCUGAAGAAGACGGCAUUGACAUCAGAGACUGCAGCACGCAGCGCGGCGCCACCUCGGAGAGUCUGCGUGUGGACUCCCCUGGCUCCUCCCACAUGUCAAGUCACAGCGGGGAGCUGCGCAUCCUGAGCGUUUAUGGACGAGGGGAGGGCCCACUGGCGGUGGACGUCCAUAACACCCUCUUUGCCGCGUCUGAACUGGAGGCCUUGAGCUCGCUGUCUGCUGACCACAGCGUGGCCAAGAGCCUGAACUGCAGUGUGCGGCUCGUCCGCCUUGAGGAGCUGACUGGGCAUCGGGGCGGCCGCAAGGGACGGCCCGGUGUCUUGUGUGGAAAGGUUAUUCCCAACAAUGCCAAUAUGAUCAUCCACAAGAGGACUCACUCCGCGGAGAAGCCCUACAAGUGUGACCAAUGCAUGAAGUGCUUCCGUCAGAAAGGCCCCCUGAAGCGCCACAUGAGGACUCACUCCGGGGAGAAGCCCUACAGGUGUGACCAAUGCACGAAGUGCUUCAGUCUGAAAGGCACCCUGAAGCGCCACAUGAUGACUCACUCUGGGGAGAAACCCUACAAGUGUGACCAAUGCACGAAGCGCUUCAGUCGGACAAGCCACCUGAAGAUCCACAUGAGGACUCACUCCGGUGAGAAGCCCUACAAGUGUGACCAAUGCACGAAGGGCUUCAUUCUGAAAGGCUCCCUGAAGAGCCACAUGAGGACUCACUCCGGUGAGAAGCCCUACAAGUGUGACCAAUGCACGAAGCGCUUCAGUCAGAAAAGCCACCUGAAUGGCCACAUGCUGACUCACUCUGGCGAGAAGCCCUACAAGUGUGACCAAUGCACGAAGCGCUUCAUUCGUUCAUACCGCCUGAGGAUCCACAUGAGGACUCACUCUGGGGAGAAGCCCUGCGUGUGUCUGCAGUGCAACGCCAGCUACUGCGGCCCAAGCAGUUUGCGUGUGCACAUGCUCAAGCACACUUUGACACGGGGUAACGGGACACUUUGAUUGAGACCUCUGUCCUGUAUUGGUUGAAAUUACUGCUUUUAGUUUUUCUCUUCAUCACGAUUAAACGCUUCGUACUUUC
Molecule: messenger RNA, 1075 nt
Organism: Gadus macrocephalus (Pacific cod)
Lineage: Eukaryota; Metazoa; Chordata; Actinopteri; Gadiformes; Gadidae
Product: gastrula zinc finger protein XlCGF62.1-like
Exons: 1
Coding region: 94-996 (300 amino acids)
Biological process (GO): regulation of DNA-templated transcription
Molecular function (GO): RNA polymerase II cis-regulatory region sequence-specific DNA binding; DNA-binding transcription factor activity, RNA polymerase II-specific
Source: RefSeq, a predicted model, not a curated record